Messenger RNA from Magnolia sinica, 1286 nucleotides. RefSeq names its product NDR1/HIN1-like protein 13. The record is from RefSeq and is a predicted model, not a curated record. The coding region runs from base 217 to 999 and encodes 260 amino acids. Lineage: Eukaryota; Viridiplantae; Streptophyta; Magnoliopsida; Magnoliales; Magnoliaceae. The transcript has 2 exons. Gene Ontology annotation, cellular component: plasma membrane.
CUCUCUCUCUCUAUACUAUAUCAACACACACGCUUUCAGAAAAUCUCCCGUCAAAAGAAUCAGAGCCGAAGAAGGAGAAGCUAAAGCGAAGGAAGAAAUACAAGGAAUUCCAUUCCCUGGAAUUGGAGUUCUAGGUUCUGUUUCCACUAUCAUAUUGCAGAUUUUCGCCGAAAAGCCAGAAAACCAAAUCCUCGCCGGCGCAGUCAGAUUCCGGCAAUGUCAGAACGCGUCCAUCCCGCUGCCGAUUCCCCUCCCCCGCCCGGAACCAUCAACUCGUCGGAGAAUUCCUCGUUCCUGCCAAAACCCCAACCCCCGCCGGGAACUUACGUCAUUCAGGUCCCCAAAGACCAGAUAUACCGCAUCCCCCCGCCGGAAAACGCCCGACGGUACAAAAACGGCCGGAAAAUCCGCCGGAACCGCUGCUGCUGCUGCCUCUGCUGGCUCCUCGCCGUCGUCGCCAUCCUCCUCGUGGCCGUCGCUGCCGCCGUCGGCAUCUUCUACCUCGUCGUCCGGCCAAAAUCCCCCAAAUACUCCGUCGAAUCUCUCUCCGUCAGAGGCUUCAACCUCACUUCCUUUCAGACGAGUCUGACACUAUCGCCGGAGUUCGACGUUACCGUCAGAGCCGAGAAUCCCAACAAGAAGAUCGGGAUUUACUACGUGGACGGGAGCUCGGCCACCGUCUCUUAUGCUGACGUGGCGCUUUGUAACGGCGUCUUGCCGACGUUUUAUCAGGGGAGCAGGAACGUGACGGUCUUCCAAACGGCGUUAACGGGGGAGGUGAUCCGUUUGUCUGGUUCGCUUGCCGACUCGUUAACGGCGCAGCAGAGAAAGGGCGAGAUUCCGUUAGGGUUGGAUCUGAGGGUCCCCGUUAAGAUCAAGGUCGGCGCCGUUAAGACGUGGAAGAUUACCGUUAAGGUACGGUGCGAUUUGACGUUGGAUAAGCUAGCGGAGGGUUCGAAGAUCGUUUCCAGUAGUUGUAAAGUGAAGGUAAAUCUGUGACGGCCGUUUAAACGGGUGUUGGAUUCCGUUAUCCCUUUCAAAUUUUAUUUUAUUUUACAUUUUAUAUAUACAAAGGAAAGACAUUGUUAUUUAAGGGUGGGGAUUAAUUACACGUGUCGAAGGCCGCAUCGUUUACAUGUACCGUUCAAUCUUAAUGGACAGGCAUGAACAGGUCGUGGGCGGACGUGACUUAGCUACGGCGGAACCAACGAUGUGGGUGGGACCAUGACCGUGGGUCCCACCUUGGUAUAUGCGUUGUAUAUCUGCACCGUUCAUCCGUUUUCCCA